Lasiodiplodia theobromae is the source of this 1122-nucleotide messenger RNA. Its product is annotated as Pyruvate dehydrogenase e1 component subunit beta. Gene Ontology annotation, molecular function: pyruvate dehydrogenase (acetyl-transferring) activity. The transcript has 4 exons. Gene Ontology annotation, biological process: pyruvate decarboxylation to acetyl-CoA. NCBI's taxonomy places the organism in Eukaryota, Fungi, Ascomycota, Dothideomycetes, Botryosphaeriales, Botryosphaeriaceae. The coding region runs from base 1 to 1122 and encodes 373 amino acids. The record is from RefSeq and is a predicted model, not a curated record.
AUGUCCGCCGCAAGACUAUUCCGCCCCGCCUCCCGCCUGCUGGCGGCAUCGCGGCCCACCACCGUUCGCUCCGCCUUCCGCCCCCAGGCCGCUUUCCCGGCCCUGCGCAGCUAUGCCACCCCCAGCGGAUCCAAGGAGAUGACCGUCCGUGAGGCUCUCAACGAGGCUAUGGUCGAGGAGAUGGAGAGGAACGAGAAGGUCUUCGUCAUGGGCGAGGAGGUCGCGCAGUACAACGGAGCUUACAAGGUCACCAAGGGCCUGCUCGACCGCUUCGGCGAGAAGAGGGUCAUUGACACGCCUAUCACCGAGUCCGGCUUCUGUGGUCUGACCGUCGGCGCCGCUCUCGCUGGCCUCCACCCCAUUUGCGAGUUCAUGACCUUCAACUUCGCCAUGCAGGCCAUCGACCAGAUCAUCAACUCCGCUGCGAAGACCCACUACAUGUCCGGUGGUAUCCAGCCCUGCAACAUCACCUUCCGUGGCCCCAACGGCUUUGCCGCCGGUGUCGCCGCCCAGCACUCGCAGGACUACUCCGCCUGGUACGGCAGCAUCCCCGGUCUUAAGGUCGUUGCGCCGUACAGCGCCGAGGACGCCAAGGGUCUGCUGAAGGCUGCCAUCCGUGACCCCAACCCGGUCGUCGUUCUCGAGAACGAGCUUCUGUACGGUCUUUCUUUCCCCAUGAGCGAGGAAGCUCAGAAGGAUGAUUUCGUCCUCCCGUUCGGCAAGGCUAAGAUCGAGCGUCCUGGCAAGGACCUCACCAUCGUCACCCUCUCCCGCUGCGUUGGCCAGUCCCUGGCUGCUGCUGAGCAGCUCAAGCAGAAGUACGGUGUUGAGGCUGAGGUCAUCAACCUCCGCUCCAUCAAGCCCCUUGAUGUCGAGGCUAUCAUCAAGUCGGUCAAGAAGACCGGCCACCUGAUGUCGGUUGCCUCCGACUUCCCGUCGUUCGGCGUCGGUGCUGAGAUCCUUGCUCUUGCCUGCGAGUACGGCUUCGACUACCUCCAGGCUCCUCCUGUCCGUAUCACUGGUGCUGAGGUCCCCACUCCCUACGCGCAGAAGCUGGAAGAGCUGGCAUUCCCCCAGGAGCCUUUGAUCGUCGAUUAUGCGGCCAAGCUGCUGCGGGUGUAA